Alternaria ventricosa is the source of this 2049-nucleotide messenger RNA. RefSeq lists its product as uncharacterized. Bases 1 to 2049 code for a protein of 682 amino acids. The record is from RefSeq and is a predicted model, not a curated record. The transcript is spliced from 3 exons. Lineage: Eukaryota; Fungi; Ascomycota; Dothideomycetes; Pleosporales; Pleosporaceae.
AUGUCACCUGUCUCCAGACUUCCACCGUCCUACAUCCCAACCCUCGGCACUGAGCGCACCACUCCGCCGCCCUCAUACCGUGCAUCCACCCAACACAAGCCGUCGCUAGAUCUCUCUCAACGUUUUGAGAAAAAGUUGGCGGAAUACAAUGCGUCUCAGAACAUCUUGAAGCGUUGGCUGUUCGAGAUUGUCAGCUUGACCAUCAGCGCGAUCUGUAUGGGAUCCAUAAUUGGCAUAUGCAUCUACACCAAGGACCAGCCUCUCAGCGACUGGCCACUCGCGUCGACCGCCCAAAACGUACUAUCCAAGAUCGCCUCGGCCGCCCUGAUUCUCCCAAUAUCUGAAGCCAUUGGCCAGCUCAAAUGGGCCUGGUUUCACGGCACCAAAUCGAAAGACAUGAUCGAUUUCGAGAUAUUUGACAAAGCUUCUCGUGGAGCCUGGGGUUCGUUCCUACUGCUCUUUCGCACCAAGGGCCGAUCUCUGGCUGCGCUCGGCGCUGUCCUCACGCUACUCUUGUUAGCUGUCGAUACUUUCUUCCAACAAGUCACCGAUCUUCCUGAACGUUGGAAUCUCGACGGCUAUGGCGAGAUACCUCGUGUGGUUCGAUACGAAGGCGAUAACGGAGAUAUAUACGAGGAUGGCUAUCCGAACACCAUGCAAGACAUAAAUCUACGCCAAGCUACACUGAAGUACUUCUACUACAAUGGGAACAAGGCCGUGCCGUUCGGGUCGGGAAACCGAUCAGAGAUACCGCUAUCAUGUCCGUCAAGUCGAUGCGAAUGGGACGAAUACGAUACGCUAGGGGUGUGCAGUGCUUGCGAGGAUGUCUCUGAGCUUCUCACAUAUGCAUGUCUUACGACCAACUUGGACUGGAUAUCCAGCGCGUUCCGGAAUACGACGACUCAGUCAAUAGGAAGCUCUUGUGGUUAUUGGAUAAAUGCCACGAGUGAAGCACCAAUCCUAAUGUCUGGCUUUAGAACCGGCACUGCUGCUGCUAACUCGUCAGACAAAGACGAGGCACUGCUACUACGGACGUUGCCAUUAUCACCAGCUGUCAGUUCCGUCAAUCCGCUUUCGGCAACUCCACUGUUUGGUGGGUCGAUAAAUUACAAGGACAUCUACUUACCUUUCCUGGACGCUAUAAUUGUCAGUGCAGCUGACGGCACUGCUUCCAGUGUAUAUAAUGGCGAACGUCCGGUUGCUCAAGAGUGCAUGCUCUCGUGGUGUGUCAAGACUCUCAAAUCUACUUACGAUUCGGGAGACUACGAAGAAACGGUGAUUAAGACAUUUCUUAACAGGACAGCUCGUCAGCGGUCCUAUCCGUGGACUGGUUGGCCGGUAUGGUCCCUGGGUGAGGAGACCUUCUUCUCAGAAUUUCGAGGAAACCUCAGCAUACACCCUCCUGGAACCGAUCCAACGAUUGAUGACUUCGGCAUGUCAAACGAGACCUUCGCAAGGACUCAAGCGCUAUUCGAUGAAAUAUUCCCCUCCACUAUCACCGUCGCUAAUGCUGUGUCGAAACCUUGGUGGCGCAUUAGAAUCUCUGAAUGGGGUCGCAACCAACUGCAUCCUUUCACGUUUUGCCCAUGGCUUGCGCCAAACAACGUUACUCAGUACCUCGAAAGGCUUGCAACCUCCAUGACUAAUGUUCUCAGAACGCACAAUAGCCACGACUUUGUUCGAGGGCGAGCCUAUUCUCAGACUACCUUUAUUGCUGUUCAUUGGGAAUGGCUCACAUUCCCUCUUACUCUCUUUUUGUUUAGCCUGCUCUUCCUUGCAGCGACUAUCUAUAAGACAUCCAAGACUGUGGACAGUGGAAUGGGGUUAUGGAAAACUUCAGCCAUGCCCACGCUACUAUACAGUCUACCGAAAGACACGCAAGAGGCUGUUGCUUCUCAAGGUGGAUGGAAGAAAAGUCCUGAUGAAGACUCAAAGAAAGUCAAGAUCCGCUGGCUACCGAAGCAUGGUUGGCGAGUCUCAGGUCAAGUGCGUAUGUCGUCGUCACCAAACACGAACAACAACCGGAGAGCACCUCCGGGGUGGAUCUGA